Molecule: messenger RNA, 2928 nt
Organism: Capsicum annuum
Lineage: Eukaryota; Viridiplantae; Streptophyta; Magnoliopsida; Solanales; Solanaceae
Product: WD repeat-containing protein 75
Exons: 16
Coding region: 65-2479 (804 amino acids)
Molecular function (GO): protein binding
Source: RefSeq, a predicted model, not a curated record
CCUCAUUUUCUUUCCAGAGGUUUAGGGUUUAGGUAAAGCCACUCUUCUUCUUUAGCUCUCAAAGAUGAUUACAGGCGGAAGAAGCUUAAUUUCUUCAUCGCCGGCGUUUUCAAAUGAUGCAAAGAAGCUUCUCGUAUGUACCGGAAACACCAUUUCCAUUUUCAGCACAUCUACUGGCUUACAGAUUGCUGAAUUGGAAGGACAUAAAGGAUUGGUGACAUCGGUAGUGGUAGUACCGUCUACUAGUCCGGCAGGAAAGAUAUUGUGUUACUGUUGGACUGCGUCGGAGGAUGGUACUAUUAAAUAUUGGGAUUUUUCGGUACCAGAGCUGAUAAGAAGUAUUGAUGUUCAGUUUCCCAUCCACUCAAUGGUAAUUCCAGGUUUAUCAUUACAACCGACAGAGAGUAGCGAAAAGGCUUCUGAUCUUUUUGCAUAUGUAUCUAUCAGAGUUUUGAAAGAACAGCAGGGAGAGAGUAAUGCUUCAUGGUGUCAGAUAAGGAAGUGUAACUUAACCAAAUCUACUUUGGUUGGUGGAGUGACUCUCGCUGAGAGUCAAAAAAACACACUAUCAAUAACACUAAGUUCUACUGGAAGAUACAUGGGCAUCUGUGACAAGCGCAAGCUUCGCAUAUGGGAAAUACCAGCAAAAGAUUCUGAUCAAGCAGUGCUUAAGAAAAUCAGGUUACAUCAUACGAAAGCCGUGAGCACUCUAGCUUUUCAUCCAACAGACAGAAUUGUUGCAGCUGGAGAUGUAACUGGAAGGAUCUUAAUAUGGAGGGGUGUUGGGGAUCAUAGUUUCUCAUCGGGAAAUAAACAGAGAGGAGGACUGAUGAAGGACAUUGAGGAAAAGCCCGGAGUUAGGGGGGAAGAUGAUGCUGAUUCUUGUACCACAAGGCACUGGCACUCUGCAGAAGUGAAAGUUCUCUUUUUUUCUUCCGACGGUGCCUAUCUCUACUCAGGUGGGAAGGAAGGAGUUCUCGUGGUUUGGCAGUUAGACACAGGGAAGCAAAAAUUCCUCCCGCGAAUAGGAUCCCCCCUUUUGUAUUUUACCAUCUCAUCUGAUCCUUCUCUGUCCUCUAUAUCUUGUGCAGAUAAUCGAAUCUACCUUCUUAAAAUGCCUUCGAUGGAAGUAUUGAGAUCCAUUCAAGGAAUCAAGCUUCGUAGCACGGUCUUGGAUAUGUCUGAUGGCUCAUCUGAAGGAAUUGUUUUUGACUCUGCCGCGGGGCUAGUUGCCGUAUGUUCAGAAAAUUACUGUAUCCAGUUCUAUAGCUUGUUUAAUGACCGUGAGGUUUCUGAGGUUCUAGUUUGUGAAAGAAGCCACCAACCAGCUGAUGAAGUCACGGUCAUCGUGGAUUUGGUCGCCCUGUCUCCAGAGGGUUCCAUCAUGAUUACUGUAGAAACAAGGUUUGCUGAAGAAGGAAUAGGAGGUCUUGUAAGUCUGAAGUUUUGGUCAUGCAGCUCUUCAAAUAAAGACUUCAGCUUAUCCACAGUUGUCUAUGAGCCCCACAGAGAUUCUGGUAUUUCGUCCAUUGCUUUCCAUCCUUUGCGUCACAUGGCUGUUACCACCUCACAGGGUGCUGAUUUCAAGGUUUGGGUCGGCAGUCAGGAGAUGCAACAAAAAGACCGGAUGCACCACGCUGGAUGGACAUGUCAUUCUGUUGGUUCUUACAAGAAAAAGGCAAUGACAGCGGCUGCCUUUUCCGGAGAUGGUUCUGUGCUGGCUGUUGCUGCAGAAAGAGUUAUUACGUUGUGGGAUCCAGAGAAGAAUAUUCUUGUGGCGACAGUUGGGGACAGUCUUGAGCCAAUCUCUUGGUUAGCAUUUAUUGGGAAGUCAGAGUAUAUUGUAACCACAUCGCAAGGUUCUAAUGCACAAGUAUCAGUGUGGAGCAUGUCAAAACUGUCUGUAUCAUGGUCUUACAGGCUUAAGAUAGAAGCUGUAACUUGUGCGAUGGAUGACUCCUCGUUUGCCAUCCUGGUCCUUCUCCCAAAGUCAGUUGGAUAUGGGGCCACAACUCCGGCUGGGGAUGGUGUGAUCUUAUUAUUCAGCGCUGGAGAUCCUGUUCCCGUAGCAAGCUGGUUUGUAAGAAAGGCAAAAGGUGCUUCACUUGCUUUCGUUCGCGGAAGUCCCAAGUCGGAGGAUGAUGGCAGAUCAGUGCAGUUGCUGUUAGCGUAUCUAAACGUUGAUCAUGAAUAUGUGCUUUUUGAUCCAUUCGACAGUCACACCCACAUACAUAAGAUAAGCCGAGGAAAUCUUGCUGAUGUUGAGGAAACAGGGAAGUUCGGUUAUGCAUCUAUCUAUGGGGACCUACCAGAAUUUGGCUUAGAGAGAAAACAAGUUCCAUCUAUCACAUCAGUACCAUCAGGAAGAUAUUGGGAGACGCUUUUCAGUGGACCAUCUCACAAUCUUCCUCCUCUUACUAAAUUGUGUUCUACAUUCCUGGAAUCAUUAUUGCAGAAGAGAAGUAGUGCAGUUGAGUGAUUUGUCAGUAAGUUUCUUGCAAGGCAGACUCUCUGGUCUAAUCUGUGCUCAUUGAUGAGACGACGACGACAUUGUUGUUAAAACUUGGAUCUCAUUGCAGCUGAGAGAGCUGCCUGACAUGCACAUAGUGACACUAGCUCGAGGCUGUGAACAGUGGGGGUCGACGUAAAAUCUGGUCUAAGGAGGCAGCCAUUCCGUUAAAGCUGUGAGUUCAAGAAAGGAUGCCCAGUUUGAGUGGGUUUGGAAUUUUGGUAGCACGAUUAGAUGUCUUGUCUGGAUAUUGAAUUUUUGUAGCUUGGAACUUAUUAUUGAGCCUGCGAGGUUAAACAGGAAUACAAACGAAUUCUACUUAAGUCAUGUUGUGUUUAAUAGUGUCACAUUUAUUAGCGCAAUAGUCACACUUUAAAUAUUCUGCAUUAACUUGAUGCUCCUGUUCCUAGGAGAGAAAA